CAACCUUAGACUCAUUAAUGGAAGAAGGAAACCUUGGAGAAUUUAAGAACGAGCACAACACUAUUGACUCUCUCUCUCUCUCUUUGAAGUCCCCAUCACAAAGAAAGAAAAAGGAGAAAUAGCAGAGAGAGCAGAGUGACUGGUAAAAGUGCAAACACUCCCCACAGUCCGCCCACCAACCAGAGAACACUCUCCAUCAUCCUCACAUCCCAUUCACAGGGAGUGAACGCCCAACCUGUCCAUAAAUAAACCUCCCCACGAAAGAAAGCCCCACACUUGUCGAUCAUAAAAUUCAUACUUCUCUUCAUUCAUUCUCCCCCAAUUCCCAUUCAAACAACAAUCUCCCUUCCUCCCCCGCCGGCGAUCUGAUUCCCCGCCUGUCGCCGACGCUAGUUACUCCCGUAGCUAGCUCAAUCCCCCCCGCCGGCUACAGUAUGUUCUUCAUUGAUUCUUCCCCCGCUAUUCCUUACUCAGACCCCUUCGUUUUGCUCGCGUUGUUACAAUUCUGCUAUGACCCUGGCCAUGGAUCUGCUGCUGGGUUGUGCAUUCGUUUUUCAAUGUAGGAUUUGCGAUUGAUGUUUUGGAUUGAAGGAAGUUUCUUGGUCUAUUGUCUGAAAGUUUUCAUCUUUGGUUUCUGGGUAUCAUUGGGUUGUGGGGGGAUUCAGAUGGGUUGUGCUUUUCUUAUUUAUUCCUGCUGCUGCUAUAGAAUCCAGUUUGCUGCAAAAUUUAUGGUUACUGUGUCUUAUAAGCUUCGUUGUUACCUGGUGUUGGAACUUGACGUGGGAAGAUUGGUUAUCUGCAGGUUCUGCUUUGUGCUUUUCUCUUUAAGCAUUCCACGUCAUGGCAGAUCUGAAGUCAAUGUUCAUGAAGGUUUAUGAUACCCUGAAGAAGGAUCUCCUGGAAGACCCUGCCUUUGAAUGGAGUCCUGAUUCUAGUCAAUGGGUUGAAAAGAUGUUGGACUACACUGUGCCUGGAGGGAAGUUGAACCGGGGAUUAUCCGUGGUUGACAGCCUCAAAUUGUUGAAAGAAGAAGAAGACCUAACUGAAGAUGAAAUCUUUCUUUCCAGCACCCUUGGUUGGUGUAUUGAAUGGCUUCAAGCAUACUUUCUGGUACUUGAUGACAUCAUGGAUGCCUCUCACACUCGUCGUGGUCAACCUUGUUGGUUUAGGCUGCCUAAGGUUGGUAUGAUUGCAGUUAAUGAUGGUAUUCUGCUGCGGAACCAUAUUCCUAGGAUGCUCAAGAAGCACUUCAGGAACAAGGAUUACUAUGUGGAUCUCCUGGAUUUGUUCAACGAGGUGGAGUUUCAAACUGCCCAUGGACAGAUGAUAGAUCUAAUCACAACGCUUGAAGGAGAAAAGGAUCUGUCCAAGUAUACUGAGUCACUCCACCGAAGAAUUGUCCAGUACAAGACAGCUUACUAUUCCUUUUACCUCCCUGUUGCUUGUGCAUUGCUGAUGGCUGGUGAGAAGCUCGAAAACCAUAUUGAAGUGCAGAACAUUUUGGUUGAGAUGGGAACCUACUUCCAAGUGCAGGAUGAUUAUUUGGAUUGCUUUGGUGAUCCUGAGACUAUUGGCAAGAUUGGAACAGACAUUGAAGAUUUCAAGUGCUCAUGGUUGGUGGUAAAAGCAUUCCAACUUAGCAAUGAAGAACAGAAGAAACUGUUGCUCGAGAACUAUGGCAAAGCUGAUCCAGGCAAUGUUGCCAAAGUGAAGGCCCUCUACCAUGAAUUGAAUCUCCAGGGAGUCUUCGAGGAGUACGAGAGCAAAAGCUACGAGAAAAUAAUAACCUCCAUAGAAGCUCAUCCCAGCAAAGCUGUGCAAGCAGUUUUGAAGUCCUUCCUGGGCAAGAUUUACAAGAGGCAGAAGUGAGAAGCAGAGAGAUACACCACUCCAGAUCUCCAUUGCAGAGAUGAGAGGGCUACUUGUCUUGCAAGUCUGUAGCUUUUGUUGUAUUUGUAGGGUUUUUUUUUUUUUCCUUCUGAUUUCCCAUCUAUCUUUGUUUCUUUCGAAUAGUUCCAAUAAACCCAUAUUGUUGUUCCCUAAUUUUCCACUCUAACAAACUGGAAAAGUAGGCAAGCUUUCCUUCUUUAAGUCUUCUUCUUCUUUGACUACCUUAGCUAUGGAGCUUUCUUGAGUCUUGGCAACAACUUGGCCCUUGUUGCCAUAUUUCUUGAGGCCUCAACCUCUGCACUGAAGUGGUUCAGUUGAUAAGAACCUGUUAUUGCCCAUCAUCAUUUCCCAAAAUCUCAGACCAAUUAGUGUUUGCUCAUUUGAAGAACGUCCAUAUCCAAAUCCAAAAUGCUUUCACGGUUCUUGCCAUCAUUUGACAUAUUCUGUUAUACUAAUAUAACUAGUAUUCCUUUUCCAUGUAUCUGGGUUGCAGCAGAAUUCAGACGCCAUUGCUGCAUAUGUAUCAUCAGAUUCCAAAUGCAAAGGCUCCAUAGCAAAAACACAAUCAAGAGAGAGCAAGCAAAUACAUGUACAGAAACACA
Molecule: messenger RNA, 2492 nt
Organism: Linum trigynum
Lineage: Eukaryota; Viridiplantae; Streptophyta; Magnoliopsida; Malpighiales; Linaceae
Source: the annotation of a GenBank genome assembly